This is a messenger RNA of Spodoptera frugiperda (fall armyworm), 2271 nucleotides long. RefSeq lists its product as uncharacterized. Gene Ontology annotation, molecular function: zinc ion binding; nucleic acid binding; aspartic-type endopeptidase activity. The record is from RefSeq and is a predicted model, not a curated record. The transcript is spliced from 3 exons. Gene Ontology annotation, biological process: proteolysis. Bases 1 to 2271 code for a protein of 756 amino acids. Lineage: Eukaryota; Metazoa; Arthropoda; Insecta; Lepidoptera; Noctuidae.
AUGAACGUCGUCGUUCACGAGGUCGAUCUCAACGCGUUUCGCGAGACGAGUCCCCUGACAGUGAAACCGAAUGUAGGUCGCGCCGUAGAUCACGACGGAACCGUCGUCGGGAGCGUAGCGAUUCCGAGGAAAGCUCGCAUUGUCGUCGCCGCGAGGCUCGGGACCACCGCCAUUCUAGAUCUCGAUCUCCACAUACACCCCCGCGUGCAAGGAAACCUGCAGGAUCCGGUUCGUGAAGCCGCUUCGCGUUCGCGUAGUCUCGACGACUUGAGCGAUGUUCCGCAACAAGUUCGCAUUAAUAAUUCCGAGGGUUCUUCAACGACAGUUCAUGCGGACAGCCCAAGCGCUCGCGGAUCCGAAACCGUGUCCACUGUGACCAUGCUCGCGGAAGCCUUGAGAUCUUUGCAGCCUACUAGGUCGCACAACUAUUACGUAUCUAAUUUCGAUCCGAACAUACACGAUAUUGACGCAUGGUGCGAGGAAGUGGACCGAGCCGCGGUCGCGAACGGUUGGAGGGACCAUGAAUGUUUGUCGCGAGUAGCUUCCUGCCUUAAAGGCGAUGCUAAAGUUUGGCUCAAUGAAUGGGUCACCAAUGAUCGAACGUGGUCAAAUUUUAAGCUUGAGUUUAAACCCCUUUGUCCCCGGAAGUUAGAUUACGCAAAUAUUUUAUUCGAAGCAAUGAACACGACAUCCGAUAAAUACACGACAUAUGCAGAAUACGCUCGUCGUACCUUGUUACGCUUAAGGAUAGUUAAGGGUCUUAGCGAUGAGUUACGAACUCUAAUCGUCAUACGUGGUAUUGAUAACCCACAAAUUAGAGCGGCCGCGGCGAAUGCAAACCUAGCAACCGAAGAUAUAGUCUCGUUCCUUUCAAUUUACGUGAAACCGAACCGCGCUAAACCUGAUUCUUGUGGUACCGCGACAAAUAAACAUUCGUCUUCGAACUCAUCUUCUGAUCGCGGACCCAAGUGUUACAUAUGCAACCAGCGUGGACAUGUGGGUCGCAAUUGUAUUAAAAAGACUCGCAAAGAAUCCAGUGAUAGGUCUACCGUAAAAUCUGGGACACAAGGCUCUGUUAACGAUACCACUGCUGCUAGCAAAUCCGAAUUGCUAUGCUCGUUUUGUAAGAAAAGGGGGCACACAGAAGAAAAGUGCUUCGCCAAGAACCGCUCAGAACAAAGGAACCAGCGAAAUGUUAAUUUGUGCGCGAGUCACGCAAAUAACAAGACAGAUAUUGUAACGGCCGUUGUCCAGGGUAUCCCCAUGGACGCGCUCAUAGAUAGUGGAGCCCAAAACGUGUCGCUGAUUUCUUCAGAUGUUCUGAAGCACCUUUCUUGCCAAGUUAAACCAACACACUGCGUUCUCAAGGGUAUAAGCGAGCGGGAAAUCGUAGCUUCUUCGUUCAUUACGGCAACUAUUGAGCUUAGUGACAUUUCUAUAGAAACUGACCUAGUGGUAGUGCCAAAGUCAUGUAUGAACACUUCUCUUAUUAUUGGAACAGACGUCCUUAACCGCGACGGGGUAACGUACGUACGCACCAAAGACAGACAGUACAUCACUCGAGCUAGCGACACUCCUGCUUGUGUGAACGAAGUUCUACGUCUUGACCAAACGUUGGUCAAUACCCCUUUGCAAGGCGCUCUGCGUGAUUCUCUGAUGUCUGUGAUUAACAAAUUUUCAAACUUUCUUAUCACUGGUACCGCGACGAGUACAGUUACAACUGGUUACAUGGAGAUCAAACUAACUAAUACCACUCCCAUCGUAUACCGACCGUACAAGCUCUCUUAUAACGAGAAACUUGUAGUACGCGAAAUAAUUAGAGAUUUAUUGGAUAAAGGCAUCAUCAGGGAAUCACGAUCAGAGUACGCCAGCCCCAUAAUACUGGUGAAGAAGAAGGACGGGUCCGACCGAAUGUGUGUCGACUACAGGGCGCUCAAUCGUAUCACUGAAAAGGAGAGAUACCCUCUCCCCCUGAUAGACGACCACAUUGAUCGGUUGGGUCGCUACACCUUCUUCAGCAGCUUAGACAUGGCUACUGGUUUCCACCAGAUUCGAAUCAAAGAGAGCUCCGUUCACGUGACGGGAUUCGUCACACCAGAAGGGCACUACGAAUUCCUGAAAAUGCCGUAUGGUUUGACGAACUCCCCGAUCUCGGUGAAGAAGCACGCCUUCUUUGUUUUAUACCCAAGGGCCAUCGACUCAGUCUUUUACGAAUUUUCCACGAUGAGCAUGAGCACGUGGGUGCUGAUAAAACUCUACAUCUCAUCCUAA